This is a messenger RNA of Drosophila hydei, 1416 nucleotides long. RefSeq names its product GPI mannosyltransferase 1 (gene PIG-M). Gene Ontology annotation, molecular function: alpha-1,4-mannosyltransferase activity; GPI mannosyltransferase activity. Gene Ontology annotation, cellular component: membrane; glycosylphosphatidylinositol-mannosyltransferase I complex. Lineage: Eukaryota; Metazoa; Arthropoda; Insecta; Diptera; Drosophilidae. Gene Ontology annotation, biological process: GPI anchor biosynthetic process. The record is from RefSeq and is a predicted model, not a curated record. The transcript has a single exon. The coding region runs from base 8 to 1357 and encodes 449 amino acids.
AUUGAACAUGUCUGCAAAAAAGGAGCAAUCGCUCCCAAAAUACUUCGGGCUGCAAGAAAUAGGACAGAACAUAACUAAUUUGAGCAUUCAAUCACAUCUAAUAAUCUCUGCUGUGAUUCGACUUUUGCUUAUUUUCUAUGCCCAAAUUCAAGAUAACAGUUCGACUGUUCCAUAUACAGAUAUUGACUAUAAAGUCGUAACAGACGGCGCUCGGCUAGUAUUGACCGGAAACACACCAUUUGAUCGACAUACCUACCGUUAUAGUCCUAUUUUGGCCUAUAUUCAAAUUUUUAAUGUUAUUUUACAUCCAGCAUUUGGAAAAGUAAUUUACGGACUGUUUGAUCUACUCCUUGGAAUACUUAUUUAUGCCUUAGUGCGUUUUGAAUUACGAAUGAAAGCGUACAAACAUUCACAAUUGCAGAUAUCAUCGAAUAAUCCAAAAGACACAGAUGAAGAAACUACUAAAAUUGCACGCAUCUCUGCGUGCUUUUGGCUAUACAAUCCGCUUACAGCAGUAAUAUCAACCCGUGGCAAUGCUGAUAGUUUGACUAGCUUCUUUGUUAUACUAAGCGUGUAUCUUUUAAUUAGAGCGCAACAUAGCAACAUAUAUCAGUCUUUGAUUGCGCUCUGUACAGGUCUAAUUCAUGGAUUCGUGAUACACUUACGGCUAUAUCCAAUUGUAUUCAGUUUAACAUACUAUUUGGCAUUGUCAACGAGUAGCGUAUCGAAAAAACCUCGAGGACUUUUGCAAAUACUGUUUCCUAAUAGGCAACAGAUUUACUUAAUAAUCGGAACACUUAUAGGACUAGUAAGCUUUACUUCGACCUUUUAUGCGCUUUAUGGAUGGAAAUAUAUGUACGAAGCUUUUUUUUAUCACCUGAUUCGGAAGGACGUACGCCACAAUUUUUCGCUUCAGUUUUUGCUACAAUACCUGAGUAAUGCGGAUGGACUUGGAGAAACACCGACAAUUGUAAAAUUUCUUGUAGCAGCACCACAAUUGCUACUUGUAGUUUACUUAAGCUUUAGUCUUGGACGAUCUCGGCAAACACUAACUUUUUGUGUGUUUACUUUGUCUUUCGCUAUGGUCACUUACAAUUCUGUUGUUACUUCGCAGUACUUUAUAUGGUAUUUGGCUGUGCUUCCUGUAUGCAUAAAAAAUUUUAAACAUCUGUCGUUGGUAAGGUGUGCAUUGCUACUUCUUCUUUGGCUGUGCGGUCAAGCUUUAUGGCUACUACCCGGAUAUUUAUUAGAGUUUAAAUCAUGGCCAACAUUUUAUUGGAUUGGUAUACAGAGUACGACUUUCUUUGUUAUUAAUAGUUAUAUUUUAUCACAGCUGAUAAGUAAUUUUCACCUAUAAUCAUGUAAUACAAUGUACAAUAUAUUUUCUGUUUAUAGAAUAAUAAAAAUACGAUACAA